Molecule: messenger RNA, 621 nt
Organism: Protobothrops mucrosquamatus (brown spotted pit viper)
Lineage: Eukaryota; Metazoa; Chordata; Lepidosauria; Squamata; Viperidae
Product: histone-lysine N-methyltransferase SMYD3
Exons: 5
Coding region: 82-621 (179 amino acids)
Cellular component (GO): nucleus
Source: RefSeq, a predicted model, not a curated record
AGCAGCGUCACGUGGGGAUCGAGGCGGGAAGCGUGCCGGUCGGCAGGUCUUUCAGUUUAUUCCCUGCUCUGCGGAACGACAAUGGAAAAGUUUGCAAGCCCGGGCAAAGGCAACGGCUUGCGCCUCUUGAAGGCGGUGAAAUCGGGCGAGUUGCUGUAUCGCGCGGCGCCCUUCGCUUACAUCGUCAGCAAGAAGCGCCUCGGAGGCGUGUGCGAACAUUGUCUGCGCAGAAAGGAACGGCUACUUAGGUGUUCUCAAUGCAAAGUUGCAAGAUACUGUGGUGCACACUGUCAGAAAGAAGCCUGGUUGGACCACAAACGGGAAUGCAAAUGUAUUAAAGAUAUUGACCCUAAUUUUCCUCCUGACUCAGUGAGGCUUGUUGGCAGGAUUAUUUUCAAAGUAUUAAGGCAAUCAGUAUGCCCAUCUGAAGAGCUCUAUUCUCUUUCUGACCUUCAAUCAAAUGUUGAUGAAUUAAGUGAAGACAUGAAAGAAGGUCUCAGGCACCUUGCUAAGACUCUGCAGCUGUAUUUGAAGGUGGAAAUCCAAGAUGUUUCUCAGCUUUUGCCGGCCUUAGAUAUUUUUCAGAUCUUUGCAAAAGUAAGUGUUAAAAGAGAGUUCUGA